Molecule: messenger RNA, 4153 nt
Organism: Protopterus annectens (West African lungfish)
Lineage: Eukaryota; Metazoa; Chordata; Ceratodontiformes; Protopteridae
Gene: LIF
Product: LIF interleukin 6 family cytokine
Exons: 3
Coding region: 53-685 (210 amino acids)
Biological process (GO): immune response
Cellular component (GO): extracellular region
Molecular function (GO): cytokine activity; leukemia inhibitory factor receptor binding
Source: RefSeq, a predicted model, not a curated record
AACGUUGCUUCUACUGCACUAGCUACUCGUUUCCAGAAACUCCACAGCUAGGAUGGUGACACGUACGCAAGGAUUUUACAAAGAUAUCCUGUAUCUACUGAUUGUGAACUUUGUUGCUGUGGGCAUCAAUGCAAUACCAGUUCCUAAAAACAGACACAUACUGACAUGCGAGCAAUCUAAGUACCUUUGUGAAGGACCGGGCAAUAUUAUGGAACAAACUAUUGCAAAAGGAAAAGAACUGAACAGUUCAGCACAGAGUCUUCUUUCUGAAUAUAUUACUAACCAGGGACCAUCUUUUGAUAACAGAUUUUGCAAACCUAAAUUAGAAGAUUAUCCUUCAGUUGGAAAAAAUAUAUCUACAACAGAAGAACUCACCAGUCUUUAUCAAGGUCUGAUGUAUAUCAAUGCAUCAUUGUACAAUAUAUUGAAAAACCAGAAGGAUCUAAGCCCAACUGCAACUAGUUUGCAUGGAAAACUUUUUAACACCACUGCUAAUGUACGAGUUCUUUUAUCUCACAUUGGAUGUAUGCUGUGCUCCAAGCACAAUUUCACAAGCAUUUCUAUGCCCAUUCAGACAGGCAUUUUCGCUUCAACAGCUUUUGAGCAGAAGACAAGAGGAUGUGCAAUACUACAGAAGUAUGCAGAACUUAUUUCAGAUUGGCCUAAGCUGUUUAGUACCAGAUAAAUUGGGGUUCGGUUAAAACAAUGCAUACACUCUACACAAAAACUGGCAUCAGUGAACAUUUAAGAUAUACCACAGUGUGAUUCACAAAAGGAAAAAAAAGAUGCUGCUACAGUUAAGAACCGCAAAGCCAUUGAAACUGUGUAGUACUAAAAAAAUAGCAUCACUGGCUCUCAAGGCUGAGCAUGUGCUUGUAAUGCUGAAAUAUUAGAAGGUUGUAAGUUUUAGCCUGCUGGCAAAGACAGUGUACCUAUGUGGGCAGCUGAUGGUUCAACACUUACUUGUGACCUGGACUGUUGAAAAGCCAGCUAAAGGAAUAGGCCUGAGUAUCCCUAGGUCAGCCUGAUUUCUCAGAGGGAGAGUGAAGUGCUCUGCAAUACAGGCACAGAAAUGUGUAGGCAAGUGCUCUUACGUAAUUGUACGUCAAUAUCCCAAAGAAUAGUAGGAUUACAUAAUGAAAAAGAAGUCAUAGUUGCCACCCAUCAAGAUGGAGCAGAAUGACUUCAUCUUUGUAUGCUAAGAGUUGAUUGACUACCAGGGUAGCCAGUUAAGCUUUCUUCCAUUGAGAGGCACCUACAUGAUGAAGAAUCACAACUUGGUCCACUUUAUUGAAGGAUGACAGCUAAAGAGAAUAUAUAGGUUAAUUAAGAGAGAUCUGAUAUCAGUGGCAGAAGUGGCAAUGAAAAAGAGGGAAUGUUUGGAAUAUUGCAGCACUGCUGCACAAAAGAUAUAUCUGGAUUCUAGUCUCACUGCCUGCAUAUAUAGUAAUACUCCACUAUUGAUAUUAACAUUCAGUUUGGAGUAGGGACAGAUAAUGCACUGCUGAUAUGCCAUGGAAUGAAUGCCAAAGGGAACUACAAGAGGUUUACAAGGGCAACAUCUGUUCUCUUAUAAGAACAGAAGAGAAAGAGGAGUCACGAUAUGAUGAUAUGUGUAGACUACACAGACAGUUAAGUGACAGUAUGUUGGCAUACAGUUCAAUAGUAAAAAUAGAAGAAGGAAGGGAGGGUGGCAAACCUACUAGAUUAAAGGUGCAAAAUUCAACCUAGACAAGGUAACACCAGUGGAAAAUGCAACAGGUUGUCUGAACAGGUACUAGCUUGUAAGAAUACAAGAGUUUUUUAAGAAGGUAUGGAAUAGGGAUGGGUUAAGAAGAGGAGUAGAGAAGGGCUACUGAAAGAUUGUGGCUAAAAUAAUAUAGGGAACUAGCUGGACAACUUGUUGUGCUAUCCCAGCUAUCUAAUAUGUCUACCUAAAAUGCUGUCAGAAAUGACAGAAAGAACCUUUGUGCAAAACCUCAUCCUAGAGUUAGUAAGCCCCACAUUCUUACUACUACACAGUGGCAGUAUAUGAGUACAAAAUGCAUAUGAGCACAAAGCCAAGAAGCAGCUGUUGGAAAAUAACCACAACCUUCUGAAUUUGCAGUAUAAAACACAAGUAUAUUGAUCAGAUAAGGAACUGUAAGGCACUUAGCUGUUUCAGAAAAUGUUUUAGGAGGCUGCUUCACCACUGCAGAAGUAGGACUAUUAUUUUCCAUGGAACACGGGGGACAUAUUAAGUAAAUUACACAAGGGAAAUGUGCUUGGAAGCAUCUUUUAACAUCACUUUGUGAAUCACACUUUUUGUAUGAUGCAUUGCCUAAGUGCAGUUUCACCUCAUCAAAUCUCCAAAUCCUAAACAGCAUUUUAAAUUCUUUCCAUUGUUGAUAUUACGGUAACUGGAUUCUGUUUCAAAGGGUCUAAAUUACUUCUAUGCUCAUGAAACAUCACAAUCAAGUGUAUGUAGAAGGUGGCUUUUAACCAGUAGCAAGACAUUAAUUGGUUAACUGUCAUGAGCUACCUAAUUAUUUAACAAGCUCAGGUCCUGGUACUUUAGUGGGCUUAAUUUUAAUGCAACUCUUAAAUUACAUUCUACAGGUAUGAUCUUAAUGAAAAGCAAGAUCAUAUUGAAACAGGUAAUAAUAAUGCAGUUCACCAAAAAGUGUAAGUAGUGUAAAAUAUAUUAUUUAAUGGCAGCCCAUUUAGUAAUUUGUUUCUAGCAUGUAACCAUUCUCAUAACUUACAAAUUGGAUAGCAAACAACUUCCUCAGUGAUGAUGAAUGCUUACAUUUGACAAGAGGUAAACUUAGGCUUUUCCAAUUCUUUUACUUAUACUUUGUGUUGUAGAUACCAUUGUCUCUAAAUUUAAUAUAUUUUUUCUUAGUAUAUGGAUUUAUUAGCCCUUAACUAAAUGACAUGAUACAGCUGCAGGUAAUAUAAAAUCUGUAAAUGUUUUGUAUUUAUUUAUUUAUUUUAUUUAUUUAUUUAUUUCUAACAGAUGUUAAACAGGGUUUUUUUACCUUCAGGAGUGCACAAUUAUUAAAGCUGUCAUACUUCUCUAAAUGUUUUAUACCAUAGUCACUACUGUUAUUUAAAUAUAUUAUUUAUCUACUGUAUUUAUUAUUUAUUAAUAUUGUUUUAAAUGGUUAAACAAGGGGAGUUGUGCCUAAAGUCAAUAAUGCAUUGCUGUAUAUUGCUUAAAUUACAUCAUUUACAGCAACUGAAGAAAUUCAAAAAUAUUUUUACCCCCAAAGCAUAAGAAGCUACUCAUACUAAAUAAUAUUUUUGUUCAAAUGUUAAAUACAAAGAGAAAUUGAAGGAACAAGCACAGACAAUCUGUCAAGGUCUGUAUCAUUCUGGAAAAUGUCAAUGUUAGACAUUAAUAUUCUUAAACCAUGAAGGCAGAAGCAGAGUUACCACACGCAGCAUGACUGGUGCAUGGUAAAGGAUAAGACAAGGGGACUGAGCUAAGUAGAUAGCGAAUCUCUGUGCACCCCAUUCCUACCUUGUGCUGUAACUAUUUUGUCUGUGUCAUUAUAGGCGAGAGGGUGUCAAAUUAGAGAAAACAUAAACAUGGUGUUAUCAUACUGAUGUGAAAAUAUUUGCCAACAAUUGUUUUGGCAAAAAUAAAACGUAUUACUACCAAUAGAAUGACAGUAAUUUAACAAUAUACGCAAAAAAAAUAAAUGCAAACUAAAUUGCAAAUGCACCUAUACAUCCAUCAUAAUAACUGUCCUAUCUCCUUAAACAUCUUUAAAUUAUUUAUCAGUUAAUUACUUAACAAGUGGUAAACUCACUCACAUGUAAUGGGUAAAUAUGCAUUUACAGCUGCUUCUGUAUUCAAAGGAGUAAUGUUAUUUCCAAGAGAAAUCGUCAGCUAGAGAAGUAGUACUGAAUGAUUACAGGCUGUCUCAGCUUACAUAAAGGAGAGAUCACAGAGGUUUUAGGUGCAACAACACUCACAGUAGUAGGUGAGACACUAGUUUGUAAUACAUAAUGCAAAGGAAUGCCUAUAAACAAGCAACCAACAGGACAUAGAAUAAUGAGGCAUAUGCCUUCCAUUAAUGUAUGUCACGCUCUGUGGUAGCAUUGUCGCCUCACAGUAAGAUGCUGUCCGGUUCUACUGUCAGCUUGAGCAUCUUCUGCAUGGAGA